GUUGCGCGUGCACUGUGUAAGGGUGGGUUUCUAAGUGCUGCUUAUAAACACGUCUCACCUGCAGCUUUGUGAGCGCGUGAAGAGAAAGAAAACUAGAUUUUUAUAAAAGAAAGAAAGAGUUGACUUGUUAAGUGGUUUAUUAGUGUCAUUAAUGUCGUUCUUGAUGAUUCGGGAUGACUUCCACUGAGACGAGGAAGAAAACACUCAGAUCGACAGGCACCAGGUCUCAGAGACUCACUCCUAAAGUCCACAUUAUUACAAAGGAAUCUGCACAAAACAGCCCGGAUUUAACUGAGGCUAGGAGGCAUCCUGACCUUCCCCGUGUAAUAAACCUGCUUCAGGAUCCUAUAUCAUGCUCCCUGAAAGACCGACACAUCUCCGCCUUGAAGCGAGUGACGAAGAGAUGCCAAAAUGGCUAUUUUCUCAGAGAUCUCUUGGACAUCUUUCAGAUUUUAAACAUCUGCGCAGAAAAAUCCGAAGAACAUCCCGAUUAUGCGUCUAUGCUGCGUGACCUUGUAUACAUAUGCAGGCUUCCCUUCUUAAAGGAGAAGGUGUCUGAUGAGAUGAACUACGCCAGAGUUGUGACGGACUCGCUCUCUCAGAUGGGUUGUCUGAUGCGGGUGUCAAAUGCUGCAGUCCAAGAGCAAAUCUGUGCUUCCAUCAUAUCACUCUACAGCUCUGACAACGCAAAACACUAUGGAAAUGGUGUGUGUGGCACGAGCCUGGUGUACAGACGUGAGCUGGUAGAGCGCAGCGGUCUGGCAGAAACUCUGCUCAUGUCAUUGGCUCUUCUGGAGAAGCAGCUGGCAGUCCAACUGCAUGUCCUACAGGCACUCCAGAUCCUCUCCAGAUCUUCUGCAGUGAACUGUAGCUUGAUCCUGAGAGCAGAAGGAGCCCAGAAGAUCUGCUUCCACAUGAACGAACCGGAUCCAUCUGGACAAAUGCUUUUCCGCUCCACGGAGAUCCUCUGGAACCUUUUAGACAACGGUUCCAGAGAGGAAGUCACCAAGCAGCUCAGCAACAUGGACUGCAUCAUGGUCCUGAAAGAGGCUUUUUCGCAUCAUCUUCUCAACGGCCUCCGACAUUACGACCAGCAGCUUCGCAACGACCUUCUGGUAAUUACGACCUUGACUGCAGAAAACCCCAGCGCCCCGCUAAUUGAAAGCGGGUUUGCUAAGCAGCUCGUCCACUUUGCGACUGUUCCCGAGUUGAAGAGCCAUAACCCGCUGAUCCGAAAUUUCAAGCUGACCUUCACUAACGAGGACUUUGAGAUGAAGAAGCUGCUGCUGAACCUGAUUGUUGUUCUGUCCAGAGAUCUGGCAGCUGUACAGCUGUUUAAAGAGUGUCGAGUGAUGCUGGCGUUGAUGCUGCUCGUUCGGCCCGGUUCGUCCGAGAGCAGACGCAGCGGGAAACCCCGGCGGAAUUGGACAAGCGUCCAGCAGGAGGAGCUUCAGCUGCAGGCUUUGGCCUCUCUGGCCACGGUGGCGCCGCUCAUGCAGGACGAGUACAUGGCCUGUCAGGCUAACACCUGUCUGCUCGUGCUUCUGGACUGGUGCACACAACAAGGAACCGACUCCGUCUUAGGCCAAAGUCAGGGCUUCCAUUGCAUCGGAGGUCGAAGUGGAAGGAAAGCUCAGAUGCGCUACUGUCUGCGUCUGCUUCGCUGCAUGGCCUCGCUUAGCAACAGCCUCAUCAACCAGGACCUCUGUGACCAGGGAGCCAUCAGUCAGCUCAUUGGGUUACUGAGGCUAUUCCAGGAGAGGAACGAGGAAGAGGAUGCCGUGUCUCUGGAGAUCCAGACCGAUCUGUUGGUCACUCUGUCCAGCCUCUGUGAAGGAGACGUGCACAGGAAGGAUUUGUUUGGAGCAGAGGGCGUAGAGAUGGUGGUCCGUUAUCUGAAAACAGACCCGGUUCUGUUGAACAGCGGCCUGGGACACAACAGACUCGUUGUCUCCGCUGUGGACUGUGUGUGGUCUUGCGUUGUCGGUUGUUACACCACAGAGGAUUUGUUUUUGGAGAAGGAAGGAGCAUUUCUCUUACUUGACUUCAUCCAGUCGAGUCCCAAGAGCAUGAAUAGCGUAUGGCUGGCGACGCUGCUUGAGCUGUGCGACAACCCCAAAACUCUGCCUCACAUCGAGGCCUGGAGGGGCAAGAAAGGGCUCACUGCUCAGGCCAUGCUGCUGCAGCUUUGGAGGAAGGAAGAGGCGGAGAUCGGAGUCAAGAGAGACCAGCAUGGCCGAAUCGCUGAUGAGACGAAGCCUCUUCUCACCGUGCAUCAGGAACAGGAGCCGCUGGAGUCCGUACCUGAAAACACACCAAGCCGUGCUGUUAUGGAUAUCUCGGAAAACUUGCGUGCCAAAAUCUAUGCUUUGUUCUGCAGACUAGGGUUUGAGGAUCCGCCAGGUCUGACUACUGAAGACUCCAUCACCUUGAGCAUAGUGAGCAGUUACCUGGACUUUAAGGUAGCCGAGGUGUGGAGCGAAGUCAAGGCUGAGCUGGAGCUGGAAGGUGUGAGACUCGUCAGUCCAGACGCAGAGGCUCUCAGCUCCAUCGUCCAGAAGAGCGUAGAAAAAGCCAAACACGUCUUCUUGCUGCAGCAGAGCAUUAUAGACCAGAAAGAGCAGGAAGACCUUCAGCAGGAGAAACAUGCAUAUGAAGAGAUCAGCUUAAACCACAAGCAGCGAGAGCUUAUGGCUAAAUCCUGGGACAAUCACGUUGCUAAGACGUCCAACUACAAGAUUUUGAAGGAGGCAAAGCUGCUGCAGCAAAGAUCUAUUGAGUCAUCACGUCCGAAAGAGAAAGCAGAGGGUUUUAUUUUCCACUCCACGCAGAUCCCCGGCCUGCAGACAACUAAUUUCUGUGGCCGUGUGUUGGCGAUCGACAGCACCCCUACAGAGCUGACUGGUGGACCCCUGGCAAACACAGACCUCGCCUUGGAGAGGGUCCCUAUUCAGGGCGGAGCCCUCAGGAAAGCGUCCUCUUCCAACUCGGACCUGGAGCUUCCAAACACCAUCACUGUCAAAUGACUGGAAGUCAAACUCAAGCUCAAGACUGCAAUUCUGCAUUUCUGUUGCUUUCUCUCACUCUCUCUCUUGCUCUCUCUCUCUCUCUCUCUCUCUCUCUCUCUCUCUCACACACACACACACACACACACACAAUGUAACAGCUCUGUGGCCUUCAGCAGCUGGAGUUCAGCUUAGAUGAACUCUGCUGUCACUUUCACUCAGAUAUUAAAACCGUUAAUAUAAUUAGUUGUACUGAGAUGAUGUAAAGUAAAUCAGUGUGUCACUGUUGUUGAACACGAUGUUACACUGAAUACUAUUUUUGGGAUUAUAUCACAGAGGUUGACAGAUUAAAGGAAAAAAAACCCAGGAAAAUAAAAAUGUAUUGAAUAGUA
Molecule: messenger RNA, 3397 nt
Organism: Tachysurus vachellii
Lineage: Eukaryota; Metazoa; Chordata; Actinopteri; Siluriformes; Bagridae
Product: cilia- and flagella-associated protein 69-like
Exons: 23
Coding region: 174-3026 (950 amino acids)
Biological process (GO): positive regulation of flagellated sperm motility; olfactory behavior; response to odorant
Cellular component (GO): sperm midpiece; non-motile cilium
Source: RefSeq, a predicted model, not a curated record